Messenger RNA from Malassezia japonica, 1128 nucleotides. It is a transcript of the gene FMT1, whose product is annotated as methionyl-tRNA formyltransferase. Gene Ontology annotation, molecular function: methionyl-tRNA formyltransferase activity. Gene Ontology annotation, cellular component: mitochondrion. Lineage: Eukaryota; Fungi; Basidiomycota; Malasseziomycetes; Malasseziales; Malasseziaceae. Gene Ontology annotation, biological process: conversion of methionyl-tRNA to N-formyl-methionyl-tRNA; biosynthetic process. The record is from RefSeq and is a predicted model, not a curated record. The coding region runs from base 1 to 1128 and encodes 375 amino acids. The transcript is spliced from 2 exons.
AUGCUGCGUUCGGCGCCGCUGGUGCGUCGCGCACGGAUGUAUGCGCGGACGUUUGCGAGUGUGCCACGCGCGCCGUACGAUGUCUUGUUUUGCGGCACGGACGCCUUUGCGCGCACUGCGCUCGAGCAUAUCCUCGCGCGGAAAGAGCUCACGCGGUCCGUGCAGGUGCUGACGCCGCCGGACGUGGCACACAAGUGGGGCGGCCGCCGCAUGCGCGUCGCGCCGGUCAAGGAGCUCGCGGCAGACGCUAGCCUUCCUAUCCUGCAUGUGCCGCAAGGCGGCAUGGACGAGUUUGCGUUGCCCGAGGCACUGCAGUCCUCAGACGCGCCGAUGCUCAUUACCGUCUCGUUUGGGCACCGUAUUCCCACGUCGCUCCUGGGCCGGUUUUCCUCGCCGUCGCUCACGUUGAACCUCCAUCCGUCGCUUCUGCCGGAGCUGCGUGGCGCAGCACCGAUCCAGUGGGCACUCGCACGCGAAUAUACCACGACCGGCGUCUCGGUGCAGCAGCUGCACGCCGAGCGCUUUGAUGUAGGCAAGCUGCUUGCACAGGAGCCAGUCUCUAUUCCAAACGACAGCACUUACGCGUCGCUAGCCCCGAUCCUGGCCGACGCGGGCGCCGCGCUCUUGGUGGAUACCAUGGCCCACUUGCCAGAGCGCAGUGCAGACGCAAAAGUGCAGGACGAUGCGUGUGCGACGCGCGCGCCCAAGCUCCAGGCCAAGUACGGCGUCGUGCAUUGGGCCAAGUGGGAUGCACAGCGCAUUGGUGCGCGGAUACGGGGUUUCGGUCACCAGAUUCCCAUCACAACGACACUCGUGCCGAGCCGCGGCACGUUCCCGCAGGUCGCCUGCACGCUGCGCGACGCAAGGCCGCUAUCGAGCGUAUCGUCCGAGCCCCUUGCGUUGCUCGACGCACAAGCCCAAGCCAAACUCUUUGGCGCAGGCGCCGCGCCUGGCACGGCGGUCUAUUCGGAGACCUUGCAAGCGCUCGUGGUGCGGUGCGCGACGCCGGAGAAUGUACUGCUUGUCUAUGCGCUACAGACGCAGGGCAAGCCGGUGCGCAAGGCGCCCGACUGGUGGCUCGGUUUCCACGACCGCAGCGACGAGCAGCAUCGUCUUCAUUUCCGGUAG